This is a messenger RNA of Dicentrarchus labrax (European seabass), 2424 nucleotides long. RefSeq lists its product as uncharacterized. The coding region runs from base 556 to 816 and encodes 86 amino acids. The record is from RefSeq and is a predicted model, not a curated record. Gene Ontology annotation, biological process: negative regulation of protein kinase activity. The transcript has 3 exons. NCBI's taxonomy places the organism in Eukaryota, Metazoa, Chordata, Actinopteri, Moronidae. Gene Ontology annotation, molecular function: protein kinase binding; calcium-dependent protein kinase inhibitor activity.
AAUUACGCAGCGCGCCCUCAGAAACUUUGGCACACCUCCACUGUAUAAUCCCAAGUGUCAGCACUGUCCUUUACAUCAACCGCACGGUGACGUCUGCACACGCCGCUAUGAGUCAAGACACAAUGCGAGGAAAUCCCCAAGGCCGAGAAAACGACGAGAGGCCCCUUUAAAUCGACGCUUCCUCGGCGUUAGUGCCAAGAGAGAGAGAGCUCUGAUAAACAACAACACUGCUCUCAGUUCAGCCGCUUUUACCGGAUUCAGCUCUUUACUGCGGCCUCGUCCAGGAAGAGGUGAGCUGAUAUUUAUGAUAUCGAACAGUAUUUGUAGAGGAUUAUAGCGAAGGGGCGAUCAGUUCGUGUUGAUUGGAGAAGCGGGCGGAAAGGCAGUUUAGAACAGCUACGAGGACUUUCUCUCUGCUCCCAACGUUUGGCCGUCUGUUGUUCAUACAUUCGUUGUUGAAUGCCAUUGCGGAAGUGAGAAGCCUUUCGACUCGACACAAAGCUUGGGGCUGCGCGGACAUCUAGCGGCCGAUCAGGAGAAGGCAGCCUCGUAGAGAUGUACGGAGCUUCAGGUAUCCCAGAGCUCAUCCCGCCCAGCGGGCCGCCGAGGCAGCCCGGCCCGGCGGACCAGUACAACCCGGGACACCCCCAGGUCAACGGGCACGGCGGCGAGGCCAACCCUCAGAGACUGGGGCAGAGGGCACCAAAGCUGGGCCAGAUCGGUCGGUCCAAGAAAGUGGACUUGGAGGAUGAAGACUUGGAUGACAUCAUGAACAACAACGGGCAGUGUCCUGUAUCCCUGUCGCCCAUCUCCUAAACUUCACCAAGAAGUGCCAAAAGAAAAAAAAAGGAAAAUCCCCCGGGACGCCAAAACUCCCCGUCAGUGAUUUUGGCCUCGAGCCUGUCCAAGUGUCCUACUGAAGCUUCUUCUGAUGGCUGCACAAACGGCACAAAAAACCCGGCUCAUUUAGCGCCAGCUGAAGCCUACAGGCCCUGAUUGUACAUAGUGUUUAUUUAAACUCUCCUUUGGUCAGACUGUGAAUGAAUUGUAUUGCAUCGGCCCUCUACUCUAUACCUCGGUAGGCGGUAGACUUUCAGGACUCGAGUAAGGUUUUGGAGGAAGUGUCUAUAUUUUUCAAAGCUUCUUAACAAGGGCUACGUUUCUAAAGUUGCACUGAGCAAAGCGUUAGAUGAAAAGCAGCUUCUCACCUGCCUGUUUUUCCGGACGAGGGUUUCCGAUUGGCCGUGGGCUGGCUGUGCGGGGAGGGGGGGGGACACACGCCUGUUAAUGUGUGUACCACACGGGUGAAAUGUUAAGCUUUUGGUUGUGCAAUGACUAUCAUUCUCUACUCUCACACUGAUGAAAGUGGUGUACUAUUAUCCAGUGGAUGGAAGCUCGCUAUUUACAGUAAAGGAAAAAAAAACUACUGCUAAUUAUUUAUUGUUUUAAAAAAGAAAAUGAGAAGAAACACUUUGUUGUGUUGUUAUGGCUUCUUCAUGUUUUUUACUUGUUUCUGAACGGAAAUGCUUCUAUAACUGAGAUUUUAUUAUGUUUCCAAAUGGUGCACUUUGUGGGAAUGCCUGUUAUGUGCAGUGACAUGUUGCAGAAUUCUAUGCAUGGAGUCUGUUUAAGCAUCAAAAACACGUAACUGGUAUCCUGUUUAUUAAGGGCUAUGUAGUAGUAUUUUUCGAGCCACGCCACCGUUAUGCUCUUUAAAUCGCGCCGAGUCAACAUUUUCCUAAGCUCUAAGCGAUCUGCAGACUCGGCAGUAAAAUAUCGUAAACAACCACAGAUUUAUAGAGGUUUUGUUUGUUUUGGACGCACAGGGUUUCCCAGUUGGCCAGACAACUGUGAUUAAAAAAAAAAGACACGUACAGUUCAAAAUGUUUUGAAUAAAUUGCCAAAUGACAUUCGAUGCGAUGUCAGGUUGAUGAUUAAAAUGGAUUGGCACACGGACACGUCAUGAUGAACGGCACUUACUUUGAGUGAAGUUACACAGCAGCCGUCUGCUCGUUGAGCUUACACCCUUAUGGCUUCACAGUGUCUUUCAGGUUCAGGUGAACUAUUUAAAGCUAAUGUCGACCUCUACUUUAUAAUUACAGUAUGAGAUCAUGAAAACAAGCAUGAGCUCUCACUGCUGAGACAAUCUUAACACUGAUGUUGUUUUCGUUUUGUUUUUUUAAAGAUUGCAGUGAACCUUGAAAUGACAUAUUAUUGUCUGUAAAGGCUCAUGCUGAUGUCAUGUUACUUAGUUGGCUGUGAAAUUGUUACUAGUUCACUUUUACUGUUUUUGCGUCAUGGAAGCGCUGCAUUUCACAGCUCAUGAUUCAAAGAUCGCUGUUUGGGUUGUGGUUUACCAUUUGCAUGGAAAUGGUCGACUUUUCUUAAUGCAUCUCGGGAAAUAAAAGAUGAAUCUUUGUGGAA